Babesia sp. Xinjiang is the source of this 1377-nucleotide messenger RNA. RefSeq names its product Cell division control protein 73. NCBI's taxonomy places the organism in Eukaryota, Apicomplexa, Aconoidasida, Piroplasmida, Babesiidae. Gene Ontology annotation, molecular function: RNA polymerase II complex binding. The record is from RefSeq and is a predicted model, not a curated record. Bases 1 to 1377 code for a protein of 458 amino acids. Gene Ontology annotation, biological process: transcription elongation by RNA polymerase II; positive regulation of transcription elongation by RNA polymerase II. The transcript has 5 exons. Gene Ontology annotation, cellular component: Cdc73/Paf1 complex.
AUGGAUGGUUCUCAGGACUUGUUCGACGGUAGCUGGGAUGUUAGGACUACACAUGUACUCAAUACUUCAUAUUGGUCCGAUAAGGCUUCUAUUUCAUCUAUAGCAUUGUUGAAGAGCCUGUGUAGCAAUGGAAGUAUGGUUGAAUUCGCGAUGGAGCCACCCGGUGUUUUGGUGUGCCGAAUACCGGAGCAGAAUGUUACCGUGAACAUGUUGGAUCCCAGCGGCUUGUGCAAUCGUAGGGGUGAAAUGUACACAAUUGGAGACGUAGUUUUGCUUUUGUGCAUUCGUAGAUCCGAAUACACGUAUAGCUCCAUAAGUAACCGUGGUUUCAGGUAUAUAAACGUUUUGGAACGUGAUCGUAUCAAAUCUAUUUUGUGUGAUUCAGAAACCUCGCCCGAGCUGCUAGAGGCUAAAACGCGCUAUAUAUCGAUAUAUAAAGACCCGAGUUGCACUGUGCCCGGCAGCAAAGAUCCCGGGGAUGGAAUGUGCAUACCUAAACGUUAUGGGUCAAAGCGUUUAAUUGACAACGUAAUGAAGCAGGUUGAAGAAUCAUACUGUGUGCUUAUAAACCACCCUGACCCCGAAGGAAUGGACUACAGAUUGGCUAAAAAGCAGCAUCGUAACAUCUGCGUUGUGGCCACAGCGUUGAUUGAUCUCCCUUUGAGGAAUCGCACAACGGUUAUCACGGCAUAUGGUGAAGGUUUCGAACGCAUUGUCCGCAAGCUUGAAGAUUCGCAAACUACAAAGGCUGUGCCUAAGGUAGUUGUUGCUCCGAAGCCAUUGGCUAAGAUACUACGCAUCAACAACAAGAUGCGUGUAUUGGACGAGAUCUGCUGCAAAUAUCGGAAGAAACCUGUAAUAAUAGUACCUAGUAGUGCUAUGUCUAUUGUGUGCCGUCAAAACAUCAAAAGGCUAUUGGAGGACCAUGAGUUUGUUGAUCCCCAGGAGUCUAUGAGAAACGAUGGUCCUAUCGUUUCUAGUCUGCCUAUGAACGCAGUUGAGGUUGUCCACAAAAUCUGUGGAAGGGCAAUCAAGUUCCGCGUAGUGGAGAAUUCCUACACGACAAAGUUCACCACGUCUGAUUGGAUCAGCGUGGUAUGUGUAGUGCUAAACGCCAAGGGUGGCCAGUGGCAGUUCAACGGGUAUCCAUUUGACUCCUUCGUCGAUAUGUUUUUGACUAUAAAGUGUGCUCUUUUCACUUACGACACUGACAACGUCCCCGGUGAGAUGGCCAAUUGGGAUCUGAAGGUGUUUCGCAUUAACCGGAGUCACCGGCAUCAUGAUGCGUCGAUUGCUAAAGAGUUUUGGCAAUAUAUAGAAAGCUUCCUUCUGCAACCACGUAAUCGCAAAAUACACCCCUCCAAGAGGCUCUCGUGA